GGGGGCGGUCUACGUCAGCACCAUGCGCUACGUGCAGCUCCACACGCCCCAGGUGCUCCGGGGCUACACGUCCUUCGUCAUCUCCAUCUACCCGGUGUCUGCAUCGGUGGCGUACGUGUCGGUGCUGGUGCCGCGCACCUUCCCCAUGGUGCAGCUGGUGAUGCAGGGCAUGUUCGUGGUGUGCUUCUACCAGCUGUUCUCGCUGCUCGUCUGCCACUUCGACAGCAAGGAGCAGGAGCUGUCUCCACAGCUGGUGGCCACCACCUUGCGCCCAGUCACCGGACCCUGCUGCUGCUGCUCCUGCUGCGGCCGCUGCCUCAAGCCCGUGCCCGUCACCAGGGGCAACGUUAAGCGCGUGCGUUUGCUGGUUCUGCAACUGCCGGUGGUGCAAUGGAUGAUCUACCUGGCGACAUUCAUCAUCCUCUUCGAACGAGCGGAAGUCCUGGAGGUGGUGAACACCUGGAUGCAGGUGCUGUUCCUCGUGUCCAUUCUGCUGGCCGCCUGGGGCACCAGCAUGUUGACUGAGAUGCUCAACAGCGUCUCCAAGGACUUCCACCCCAAGUCCAAGUUCGCGGCGCUGCAGACCCACGUCGGGCUGCACGCCCUCCUGUCAAUCAUCGGCGACACCGUCACAGACUACCUGCCCUGCACCGCGCCGCUGACGCCCACUCUGUGGAGCAACUUGACGCUGUCGUGUCUGCUGCUGUUGGAGCUGGUGGCGCUGAGCCUAUGGGCCCGCAGGCUGUACUGCCGCGAGUCCACGCCGGUGGUGACGCUAGGGUACCAGCCACGAGGAGAUGCACAGGCUGAUGCGGAGGCUGGCGGCGGUCCGGAAGUGGCCAGUGCUGUGGUCACCACACAGCCGAGGCAUCACAAUGGGAUACAGCGCGCCAGAGAUCGUCCAGUCAACUCAAUCACCAUCGUCACGUGAUCCAGCCUAAUAUCUUUUGGAACAGACAGCUGAAUCUGUCAACAGGAAGCGGAUAUGUAGAAUACUGCUCAGAAAAGCACAAAUACCUCCAUCAUCUGAUGAAACCAUUCACGUGUGUUUGUCAGUUUUAGAGCAAGUUGCCCUUGGCUUUCUUCAGUUGCCUGCAGUUUGGCGAUUUGAUAGCUCACAUUUCUCGUCCCUGCCUCCAUUAGUAGUAUCUGUCGGAUUGGCCACGGAAUGGGAACAUCUGAAUUCUUGGUGAGCCGUGUAUCGACUCGUGCUACACCUUGUGUUUAGAUUGCAUUGGUUUUCCUUUUCUUCCCCUGACAUGUUUGUCUGAUAUGUUGUCUGUCAUUAAGUGGCUGCUUGGUUGUCUUUUCUCUCUGCUAUCGAUACCUGCGUUUUUGCUUCCGGGAAACUGCUAUGGAGGAAGUGAGAUCUUUGACAGAUGGUAACAUCGUGUAGUGGCGCGGAAGUAGAGUGGGCUCUCAGAGAGAGUCUGGUGGAGACGGGAGUGUAGUGUGGCUCUCCAGCGCGAAACAGGCGUGGUCGGUUGUACCGAGUCGCCACGUGAUGUAUGUCGGUUGUGUGUAACGAGCGGGUCGAGUUGACGGAAGAGCUCCCCGCGUGUUGGUUGAGUGCAGAAUCGCCCCACGAGUAGUUGUUGUUCAUUUCGCCUUGGUGCGACGUUAACAUGCUUCUUUAAAUCCUCCGUUUCAACACUGGAGUUUAAAAGGAGACAACUAACAUGAGGGAGCGGUCACUACCCGUCAACGUUGCAGAGAAGACGUGAACUCCGGUGACAGAGCGUGUUGUCGCGUGACCGUGGCGUGUUGGGUACGCUGGCGACGCGUGCGCGGUCGGAUGUGUGGAUCCUUGCCAUCGGAGGUCGUGUACGGACUGUUCGAGCAUAAUUGCAAGUUAAGUUCGUGGAAGGUUUAAUCAUUAACUAAUAAUUUUGUGUAACCAGCGUCUCUUCUGCAUUGUGGCCUCCGGCGACCGGCUUUCCUGUCCCUGGCACCGGUGUCAUUGAAGACAGUGAUCUUUCCUCCUCCUCUCGUUACUGUCCGAUGGGAGGUGUAGUUUUGGCAGUUUAAUUGUUUCGCUAUUCUGUCGUGGGUUAUGAGUAAAUUCAUGCUUCUUGUUGGUUGAUCAUGUGGUCGCUCAUUCAGGACUGUGGGGUGUAAUGUUUCCUUGCACGAGGUUAGCUCUAAUUCUGUCAGCAAGUUAAGCCAUCUUAUAACAAGUUUUCGCUGGCUAAAAGUCGGUGCAGUGACCAGCCUGAGAGUGGCAAUUGUGUUUACGGGCGUAUUUAAAUUGGUCAGUAUUCUGCCUAGCCUGAGCAUCCCUGAGUGGGUGAUUUGUGGCCGCCUU
Molecule: messenger RNA, 2305 nt
Organism: Schistocerca nitens (vagrant locust)
Lineage: Eukaryota; Metazoa; Arthropoda; Insecta; Orthoptera; Acrididae
Product: organic solute transporter alpha-like protein
Exons: 5
Coding region: 23-931 (302 amino acids)
Biological process (GO): transport
Molecular function (GO): transporter activity
Source: RefSeq, a predicted model, not a curated record